Molecule: messenger RNA, 1134 nt
Organism: Saccostrea cuccullata (small rock oyster)
Lineage: Eukaryota; Metazoa; Mollusca; Bivalvia; Ostreida; Ostreidae
Exons: 6
Coding region: 1-1134 (377 amino acids)
Source: RefSeq, a predicted model, not a curated record
AUGAGGGUUGCUGAAGUGGAUGGUGCCUGGUUUGAUAGGGUUGCUGAAGUGGAUGGUGCCUUGUUUGAUAGGGUUGCUGAAGUGGAUGGUGCCUGGUUUGAUAGGGUUGCUGAAGUGGAUGGUGCCUGGUUUGAUAGGGUUGCUGAAGUGGAUGGUGCCUGGUUUGAUAGGGUUGCUGAUGUGGAUGGUGCCUGGUUUGAUAGGGUUGCUGAAGUGGAUGAUGCCUGUAUCCUGCUCUGUACCUCUACGGCUCUGAACAGUCUGUCGAUGGCCUGUGUAACCUUACCGCACAUCUCUUGUAGAUUCUCUACCAACUCGGCACAAGAUGAUGAGGAAGAGGGCGAACUUGUUCUUGUCUUGCGCUCAGGGCGGCUGUCUGCUCGGAUGGUUCAUCAGCUACUGAUCCUUCGUCUGGGGAAUCCAGGACGAGGGGUUCUUCAACUGACUGGAUCUCGUCCUGCAGAUUUCUCUCAGAUGACCCAAACUUACACACAGAUGGAAAAAUCUGAGCUUGUAAAGCCCAAACUGCAAGCUACAACAAAUCAGUUGUACAACCAAGGAGGAUCACGUCGUAUGUCAGAGAUAUUGGCAGAUAUUAACGGAGCGAAUGCCAUAAUGAACGAUAUCAUCAUAUAUAGGGGUACGGUGGAGGGGCAUGACGAGCGUCUGGACCGUAUCAAGGAAGUUGGUCUGAAACUCAAUAAGAAGAAAUGCGAGUUCAGGAAACAGAGUAUUGACUAUUUUGGACAAUUGAUUAGUUCAGACGACAUCAGUCCAUGUCCAGAACGUGUGCUUGAAUACGAAGAGGCCUUCAAAAGAGUGAAGGAUAUGUUAACAGAAACACCUUCAUUAGCCUUCUACAGUUCCUCAAAGCCAGUCGUGAUUAGUGCAGAUGCCAGCAGUUAUGGCCUAGUAGCUGCUAUAUUUCAGCAGUCUGAUGGUCGGCUUAAACCUAUUGCGUUUGCGUCAAGGACACUGUCAACGCUCGAAACCAAAUAUGCACAGAUCGAGAAGGAGUGUUUAGCAUCUGUAUGGUCUUUGAGAAGUUCAAGCACUACAUCAUUGGACUCGACUCAUUCAAGCUCAUCACUGAUCACAAACCUCUCGUUCCACUCAUUAACACUCAAGCUCUAG